Messenger RNA from Phyllotreta striolata, 1146 nucleotides. NCBI's taxonomy places the organism in Eukaryota, Metazoa, Arthropoda, Insecta, Coleoptera, Chrysomelidae. The record is from the annotation of a GenBank genome assembly.
CGUAAACAUAACUUCUCUAAUCUUUUUCCAACCAUGCAAAAUCCAAAAAAAUUAAAUUUUUAAUAACAAAUUAGAAUUAAACCAUAUGUGUUAAUCAGAAUGGAAUUAAAAGCUAUUCUAUUCAUUGGAUCAGCAUUCGCUGCGUCUAUUUUACUAUUCGUUUGCAUUCUUCUUAUAGCUACAUCUAAGACUUACCCUUUAGUAUUUAGAAGUAAAAAGGAGAAAUAUUUCAUUGAUCCUUUAACCGGUAAACAAGUACCAUUUCCUUCCUUAGACGAAAGUUCAUCGAUUCAUUUAAGUGUCAUUGUUCCUGCUUAUAAUGAGGAAGUCAGACUUCCUCCCAUGCUGGACGAAUGUAUAGAGUUUUUGGAAAAAAGGUGCAAAAACACCGACUUUCAAUACGAGAUCAUCGUAGUAAGCGAUGGUAGCAAAGACAAGACUGCAGAAGUAGCACAAAACUACGCGAAAAAACUGGGCUCAAACAAACUACGAGUGUUGGAUCUGGAAACUAAUAGAGGAAAAGGAGGAGCCGUGAGAUUAGGAAUGCAAAGUGCCAGGGGAUCUGUACUCCUGUUUGCCGAUGCCGAUGGUGCAACGAAAUUCUCAGAUUUGACCAAAGUAGAGGAAGGACUAGUUAAUCUAAUCAAUUGUGAUUAUCAAAAGCGGCCUUCUACAGCCGAACACGAACGUGCCAUUUCGAUCGGGUCCAGAGCGCAUUUGGAACAGGAAGCUUUAGCUACUAGAAGUAUCUUUAGGAACAUUCUAAUGCACGGAUUUCAUUUCUUAGUUUGGAUCUUCGCCGUGAAGAAAUUGAAAGACACUCAAUGCGGGUUCAAACUUCUAACCCGGGAUGCUGCCAGGAUAUGUUUCGAUAGUUUACAUGUCGAAAGAUGGGCCUUCGACGUGGAACUAUUGUACAUUGCGCAAACUUUGAACAUUCCAAUAUGCGAGAUAGCAGUGAAUUGGACGGAGAUCGACGGUUCAAAAGUCACCCCGGUGUGGAGUUGGAUUCAAAUGGGAGCCGAUUUGGGUCUCAUUUGGCUGAGAUAUACCAUUGGAGCGUGGAAAAUUAAACCGUCGAAGAAAGACUAACGUACCAAAUAUUGUGUAUUAUUGCGUAGGAAUAAAAAUUGUUUCGUAAUUUUA